UGAUUUCUAUGAUAAAAUAGGAGGAGGAUUUUAUUAAAAGAAUGAAGUUAUAUGAAAAUAAAUUCAUUUUUAUUACAGAACAAAGUAAAGUAAUAUUAAAGGAAACGGAUUCUUAAUUGGAGUAAUAAAUGAAUUUUCCCAAUCCAGUGUAUGAUGCGAUGGUUUAUAAAGAUUUGUUAAUUACAUCAAUCAGAAAUAUGCCUGUAACGAUAUAGAAAUAAAUUAAGAUAGAUUGCUAUUUAUCAAAAAGAGGAUGGAGAAUGGAAACAAUAAAUGAGACUACAUGAUAUCAAACCUAACUCUGAAAUGUUUUUAGCUCCAUUAGAAAUGAAAAGACUUACUGUAAGAAUGAUGAUUAUAAUUAUUUAGGAAAGCAAUAACUUAAUUGGAUGUGGAAAAGGAUUCUUACAUGAAUAUGAUUUAUAGAAAUUUUAGGUCAUAAAUUUCAAAUGCAUUAACAAUUAUGAUUAUAUUUCAUGUUUAGAUUGUUGUGAAUAAAAUGAAAAUUAUGGGAUAGCAAAAAAUAUUUUGUUAUUGGGUUAAUUCAAUAAAGUCAUUAAAAUUGUUGACACUUAAUAAGAUAAAUAAAUUGGUGAAGCAAGAGUUCACAUUGGAGGAAUAACCCAUUUGAAAUUUGACAAGGUCGAUUCAUUAUUUUUUUAUUCUUGCGCUCGAUUCGAUGAUUAUAUUUAUUAAUGGGUAUUUUAAACUAAUAAAUUAAGGAUUUGAGAAAUACGAGUACAUUUUUAUAAUAUUUUGAAAGGAAGAAUCAGUCAAACUAAAGAAUGAAUUUCGAUAUUAAUCGUAAAAGAGAAUUGUUAGUAGGAAAUGAUGAUGGAACUGCCUAUGUAUAUAAAAGCGAUUUGAAAAAAGCCGAAUAUUAAAUUUCAAACUCAUGUGUCCAUUCUAGUAUUAUUUAAGAUGAUGGUUAAUGUUAUGUGAGCUAUGGGUAAAGAAAGUUUAAUGAGGAAGAAACAUUUUUAACAGGGAUAUAAAAUUUCACAAUCAAUUCAUGAUAUUUGAUAUUUUUUUAACAUAAAAGUAAUUAAUCCAC
Molecule: messenger RNA, 1054 nt
Organism: Paramecium octaurelia
Lineage: Eukaryota; Ciliophora; Oligohymenophorea; Peniculida; Parameciidae
Source: the annotation of a GenBank genome assembly